CUACACUCGCUUGAACGGAUUGGUAAAUACCAAACCAAACCAUUUCCAUUUGGUUAUCCGCUUGAAUUUGAUUUUUGUAAAUAGGCUGAACGUGUCAAAAUUUUGUGCAUGGUAUGUUGAGAAUACGCAGAGCAAUUCAUCUAAUCAUCACUAUCUACAUUAUAUUACAGACCACAAAUUGACCUUAUCACUCAUACCGAAGAGGUGACAACACUUCUGUUUUCCUUUAUUAACAAAAAAGUACUCACGGUGGUCAAAAGCACGGCCAAAUAUCAGAUUUCUUGCUCCAUGACUACAAAAAUUUGAAAAAUGUUUAUAUACCCACCUUUUUCUUGAUGAAAUUUUCAAUUUAAAACCAAUCUAACUACCUAAUUUCAUGUUUCCUACAAUUCUCCAAAUAAGCUAGUAUAACAGUCCACUUUAUAAGUCUCUCUUAAUAACUGACUGCACAAUGUGGAAUAUAGAAAUAAAAAUUAAAACCGAGGAUGAAUCAAAUGUUCGCGGGGCAGAUUCAGAAAAUGGGAAUGUUAAAGUCGGACUUCAUGAUGAAAAUGUUAAAACAGAGGUUGGAUCAAAUAUGUACAGUGUCGAUUUGGAAAAUGUAGAAUGUAAAAACAGGAAACUUGAAACAGAGAUUUCAGACACUGAUUCAAAUAUGUGGCAUGCUGAUUUAGAAAAUGUAGACAUGAAGGUGGAAUCGGAUUAUGGAAAAGUUAAAACAAAGAUUGAUUCAAAUAUGCGCAAUGUUAAUUUGGAAGAUGGGGAUACUGAAAUUGAAUGUAAAGUAAAAACAGAAACAAUAGAAACCGAGUCAAAGAUGUGUAGUGCUGUUUCAGAAUAUGAUUUUCAAUUUGACGAUGGAAUAUUAGAUACCAAAAAUAAAAUUGCAACAUCACGUGAAUUUCCAGAAAGGAUCAUCAAACAAUGUUGCUUGGAAAAGGAGAUUUUAUAAAGUGACUAACUACUGACAGAUGUCAGAUCUGAAUUGCACGUCUCCAGGAGGGCAUCACUACGAGGAGAAUUCUAAUAGUUAUAAUUGCAAUUAUAUUGAUAGCUAUAAGUUCUAUCUUACUUGUGAUAGGAACACUUGUAUUCAUUGUAAUGAGAAAUUUACAACAAAGAUUUAUUUAGAUGACCAUACAAUUAGGAAACAUAGUAAGAUACUUGAAUGUACAUUUUGCACAUUCACAACUACCGUAAAGGAAUUUCUUGCCGAACAUGUUCUACGCCAUUCAGAAACAUCAACCAGCCAUACACGCUGUAUGUGUAUUCAGUGCAAUGCAACAUUCAAGCAUAAACAGAGUCUGGAUGAUCAUAUAAUCAAGAAACAUCCCGAUUGUUUGGCAACUAUUUCUAGUAAAAUACAUGAAUGUACAUAUUGUACAUAUAAAACCACCUUAAAAAGCCACUUAAAUAGGCAUCUGCUGCAGCAUUCAGAGGCAGAAGAUAGCCAUAAGCUCUUUACUUGUAUUCAUUGUGAUUCGUCGUUUAAAUGUAAUCGGAGUUUAGGUAAUCAUAUAAUUAACAGACAUCCCGACUUUGCAGCAUCUGUUUCUAGUAAAAUACAUACAUGUCCAUAUUGUGCGUACAAAACCACCUCAAAAGCUAGUUUAACUAAACAUACGUUGAGAUAUUCGGAGCAUAGUACAUGUAUUACCUGUAACAGUGUAUUCAAAAUUAAAAAUCAGCUGGAUGAUUAUACAAUUAAGGAAGAUCCUGACUUUAUUAGCUCAGAUUCUAGUAAAAUACUCCAGUGUACACUGUGUACAAUGAAAACUAACAUGAAACGCUCUUUAGAAUGACAGGUGCUGAAACAUUCCAAGGCAAAACAUAGGCAGCAUAAGCUCAGUACAUGUUCCAUUGUAUUAUUCCGAGUCAAAGUUCCAUUACUUAGUCAGUGUCUGACCAAUCAUCAAAAUUUGAAGCACUUGUAACAGAUACAAACAUUUGGAAUUUAGUCAUAAAAAUAAGUGUAAUAGUGAUCAAGCCAAUCACAAAACAUAUCAAGACUUGGCUCUACAUGAAUCUAAUACAUUUUCAUGGUGAUCACUAAAGAUCCUAUCAGGAAACUCAUAUGACAAGUAAGAAUAAUACUCUUACAUUUUGUUUUUGAUCGGAUCUCAGAAACCUUGUUCGUAUGCAGCACUCCUUUUCUGGUACUAUUUCUCUUUUAAUUUUAUUUGAAUGUCCUUGAUAUGCAGUUUGCUGAAUUUACAGGAACGAAAAUGGUGGUCAUAUUGAAAGAUUCGUACUAUUGCCUAUAUUAUGUAGAUAAAACUCAACAUACACUGAAAGAAUUAACAAGAAGCUCGGGAACAUCUUGUAGUGACUCUUUUUUUUUUCUCUUAAACUAUACGAGAUUGCCCGAUUUUAUAGAAGAAACAGUAGAAAAAAGGAUCUACCAAAUAAAAAAUAAAAUCAGUGUUGUCGGGAAAGUUCUCCUUUGUGAGAGUGUUUCGUAAAAGUCAAAUAGCAAAACGCGUGUUCCAAAUUUCAUUUAGAUCGGACUAUUCGAUCUUAAAAUAUCUGAAAAAUGCGUUUUAAGGACGAAAGCUUUGGCGCGAUCUAACGAACAAACGAAGCAUUUUUGCAUAGCGGUAAAUCAUGUCUAAUCGGCGUAUUUUGAGUCUAAAAAUACGUGGUACUUGUAUGCCCACAGAAUAUUGGAACACAAAGCAGUGUGUGGGUGAUGGUAGGUUAAGACUAAGUAAAUUCUGUGAGCUUUGAGCGAAUAAAAAAGUUUCAAGUGCGAAAAGUGAAGGCCAUUCGUGACAGUACGAACAUUUGUAUGUUAUGACUGUCAACACAUGUCAAUUGUUUUCCAUGUUACAAGCUAUAUUUUCCUCCGUAGAAGUGCGAUAUAUAGUUCUCGGGCAGCCAUUUACAUAUUUACAUAGUGCAAUGGGGUACAUUUUAAAGAUGAUUCAAUCGAAUGGGUAAUAAAAAAUAUCCUACUUCUGUAAUAUGUAUUAUUUAUUGAUCACUAGUAACAGUUCUCAAAAUAUACAAUAAAAGCGUUAUACACCCGCAGUGGUACACAGAUUUAAUAUUACAAAUGCGCUACCAUUUCCAAUAAAAACCUGUAAACAAAAAGGAAAUUACCGUAUAUGUAGAAUAUGUGAAAUAACCUAAAAGAUAUCUAGAAAAACAACGGUCAAUCAAUAUUUAAUCUAUCGACGUCUCGGAGCCGGUAACCAGCCGUCUUCUUCCUCCGAUGGCUGCUGUUGGUUGCCUGAUGUCUGUGGUUCGCGAGCUGCAUUCAAAAACAUUCGUAUAAAUAUAUAUAAAAAAAGUGACGGAUAACCUAUGCUAGAACACAGUAACAUAACACGACACGAUCUAUCGAGUGGCGAGUAUAGCAAAGCAGGACUUGGUUUAAAUCGCUACCAAGAGCCGUAUCGCUCAUACUUUUGAUUUAUACGUUAUAUCAACUUGAAAUUUCUUACAGUUCAAAAAGAAAACGUAGCCUCGCAAUAGGAGAGCGCUGACACAGAAUAGUAGAAAUACAGCCCAGCCUUUCUGAAGGAGAGAAAAUUAAGUAAAAUCGUUAACUUUCCCUACCAAAACUUAUAAGAACAAGACACUAAUUUUUUAAAAAGUAUAGUCAAAUACCCGGGGUAUCAAUAAAAAUUAGGAAAUUUUAUUUUCCUGUCUAAUAAUUUACUAGCGCCUUGGAGAAAACCUCGUAAGGAUUUUUUUCGUUGACAAUGACCCAAAAAAACCUAGGAAAACUUCGCCCGGUUCGGAAGAACAAUUUUUGGAAUUAGUUUAUGAUAAUUGUUCCAACAAUUUUUGAGCCUAUUUUGUUCCUGCAGAUGCAGAUUCGUUAAAAAAAUGAUUUUGAAUAAGAUUAUGUAAUUCUUUAUUUUUCGAACAGAUGAUCAAAGAUGCUCCUGGACAAUUCAAGCUCAAAAUCUUGGAAAUAAUAGUGGGAUCACUUGUCACUCUCAUGUUUUCAUUAUCUGUUUACAUCUUUAUUCGGUAGUCAAUUUAGCAAAGCAUACUUUAUACGCUAUAGAAAGCAGCACUAUUAUCCAUAGAGCCAACUUCAAACAGAGUGCGAACGAGGUUUCUCCAUUGCACGAAGUUUUGCAGCAAAAGCACAGAUUAGGCUUUUGAAUCGUUCCUUUGACGCAUUGAUUAAAAAUAAUUUUCAUCAAUAUCCUGGAUUGUUUAAAAUUAUCCUAUGCUUUAAAAUGAAUAUCCUUGACCUCUUUUCUAAGUCUUGUUACAUGUUAAUUUAUGCUGUCGUUUUGCUAUAAAGGAGUUUAUUAUUUUUUGUCAUAUUUCAUUAGGAUUCUGUAUGCAUGAUUUUUAAGAAACAAUAUUAUUUUGUAAAUAAGUUUAUUUGUAAUGUAUAAAUACAUAUUUGGAUGGACCAAAACGCUGUAUGAUAAGAAGUUUUAUUUGCAAUUGAAAGUAUCCGGAUAUUUAAAAAAAUACUCUAUACCCGGGUAUAAAAAAAGUCCGGAUACGGGAAAAC
This is a messenger RNA of Acanthoscelides obtectus, 4483 nucleotides long. NCBI's taxonomy places the organism in Eukaryota, Metazoa, Arthropoda, Insecta, Coleoptera, Chrysomelidae. The record is from the annotation of a GenBank genome assembly.